Messenger RNA from Exophiala spinifera, 3198 nucleotides. RefSeq lists its product as uncharacterized. The coding region runs from base 1 to 3198 and encodes 1065 amino acids. The transcript has a single exon. Lineage: Eukaryota; Fungi; Ascomycota; Eurotiomycetes; Chaetothyriales; Herpotrichiellaceae. The record is from RefSeq and is a predicted model, not a curated record. Gene Ontology annotation, molecular function: ATP-dependent chromatin remodeler activity; ATP binding.
AUGUCUCCGAAGCACAAGAGCAUUCCAUCAUUCAAUCAGGCUGACCCAUCACGCUCAAACGCGCAGCUGCCAUAUAGCCCCGCACGACAUUCUGAGCAUCGGGCACUGCUAGAUCCACGGUCAAUUGUACAGCCUAAGCGGUCUCAGAUUUCAAGCUUCAGUCCAGUCCAACCAACAUUUCACAGUGGUGCAGACGAUAAUGUUACGCAUCCACAUUCCUCCCCUCCUACUGGCCUAAAUCGCCAGCACAGCGGCCCUCGAUCUCUCUUAGAGGCUGUGCAUGGUGUAGAAUCGAGAGUCGAUCAUCCACGGAAGAAGAUCAAGCCAAGUCCUAAUCCUGGGAGCGCCGAGCCAAAAAAGGCCUCGAGCUAUUCGCAUCAUCCCAGCAGCGGCAUUAUUGGCGGCUACAUGCGCCCCAAUCCUGAAAAGUCUGCCGAGGAUACCCUGAGAUCUCUGGUCGACCUCACGAAUGACGACGAAGGAGAUGCAGACGAUGACAUUGAGAUUGUGUCUUCCAGGAGCUUGGAUGACGAAGAAGUCUGCUACGGCCAUUUCUCGACCAUCGUACACGCCCACCGUAUUCCCAAACCUAAAAACAUUUCGACUUUUCACGGCGAGAAGGAAUGGCCUGUCAUGAAAUGUACUCUCCUACGAACGCGAUCCAAGGACACCGUCAUUGAAGUCUCUGAUCCCUGGGGUGUUGUGUUCGGUAAGGUGAACGCCGACUUUGCCGCAGCUCUCGCACCGGUUCUGGAUGGCCUGACAGGAGUGCGAACGCAAGCGAGACUAAUAAACCGUCGCAAAAAGCCAAAUGAAUGGCCUCACGUUGAAUGCUCCGAAACAUUGAAAAUGGUCGUGAAUGUCUAUGGGCGAAGAAAGGAUGUCGCAAGAGUCGGUCGCCACUUUGGACAACAUAAUUUCUGGUUUCGCCCACCAAUGGCUCCUGAGCCUGGUAUCCCAAUUGUUAAUCCACACGUAAAGAGGGAUCCACUUCCCCCGACUCCCAGGAAGACGGGACAGAGCAACAUUCUUUCUGAUACCCGUACUCUGGAAGAAGCAACGGAAGCUGUAUCGAAGCUCUUCGACUCAUUUGCGGAGGCUAGAAGUGCCUUGGAAGAGAGCUCGCCACCAUCAUCUGUCAUCACAACACCUCUGUUAAGCCAUCAAAAACAGGCGCUCACGUUCAUGCUACGCCAUGAGAGAGCGAGAACAUUCGGGACUGAAGAAUCGGAUAAUUCUUCUCUAUGGAGACGGAUGACCACUAAGACAGGCGCCACGAUCUACCGCGAGGUUGUCAGUGGCAUAUCGGUAAAAGAUGAGCCAGAACAAGUCUUUGGAGGACUACUUGCCGAUGUCAUGGGCCUGGGAAAGACUUUGGAAGCUCUGUCGUUGAUCGCGAGCACAUUGGACGAGGCAAUGGAAUUCAGCAAGGAGAAGACAAUCCGGGACGACCAGAACGUGCUUCUAGCGAACACCCAGGCAACAUUGAUUGUCUGCCCUACCAGUACGGUCAAAAACUGGGAAGAUCAAAUUAUAGCACAUAUGGAUCCGGCUGCCGUGUCUUAUUAUGUUUAUCAUGGCACAAACCGAGAACGCAACCCGUACAAGUUGUCAAAGUACGACAUCAUCAUUGCAACCUACGGUGUUGUAGCCUCAGAGUUCUCGGGCAGGGGAGCUCCUAGUGUCACUCCAUUAAAGCAGUUGAAGUGGUUCAGAAUUAUACUGGACGAGGCUCACACAAUUCGAGAACACAAAGCGCAGCAAUCGCAAGCCAUCUACAGCUUAGAAGCGCAGCGUCGAUGGUGCUUAACCGGAACUCCGAUUCAAAAUCGGCUAGACGAUCUAGGGUCACUGACUAGGUUUCUGCGACUCUAUCCAUACGACACCCCAGCCCGAUUCAAUCAGUACAUCAGAGGCCCGGCUCAAGCCGGAGACCCGAGUUUCCUGAAAGCGCUGCGGGUAUUCGUCGACUCUUUUACCCUCCGACGACUGCGAGAUCAGAUCGAUCUGCCGGAGAGGAAAGACUUUGUGGACUUGCUUGACUUCUCUCCCGAAGAACGGCAACUACAUGAUUUCUUCAAGGAAAUUGCACACGUGCAGAUUCAGGAGUUGGCACAUAUGAAACAGAAGAACAGUGGAGUGCAGCAUCAUGUUCUUCGUGGUAUCAUGACGCUACGGCUGAUUUGUGCCCACGGUCGUGAUCUCCUGAAGGAGAAGGAUCUUGAGAAGCUGAAGGGCAUCAGUAAGAGCGAGGCUAUUGACCUUGAUCACUAUAUGCCGACGACGAUCUCCAGGCAAACAGCCUAUGAAUCACUGAACCUGAUGACUGAGGCCGAUCUUGAUCUCUGCAGACGAUGUGAGCGCCGCAUUACGGAAAUCGAGUUCGAAGACGAGCACGGCAUCCGCUGCUAUGUCUUGCCAUGCUUCGAUUUGAUCUGCGCAGAAUGCUUCGCGUCAGACAAAGGCACCUUCGACACGAGGCCCGAUAAAGAACCAGUGACUUGCCCAUACUGCUUCAAGGAAAUCGCCGCGCAAUACGUUGGAUUUAGCGGAUCCACUGCGCAAGAGAUAUUAGCAGCUCCAGAUGACAAUAUCGCAGAGGACGAGGACGAAACGGCCAUGCACACAUAUCAUGGGCCACACACCAAAACAAAAGCGCUCUUGCAGGAUAUUGCCGCGAUGCACAUGGACAGUCAGGCUUUCGAGGCUGCGGGAGAACCACCGCUCAAGUGUGUCGUAUUCUCGGAAUUCACUUCACACCUCGACUUGAUCGAGAUUGCGCUGCGCGACAAUGGAUACUCGUUCGUGAGGGUCGAUGGCAAAAUGUCACUCAACAACCGAAAGAAAGCCAUGGAUGCAUUGGCGUCGGACAACAACGUUACAAUUCUCCUUGCAUCGAUCAAGGCGGCCGGGCAAGGACUGAAUCUCACAGCGGCGUCCCGAGCUUUCAUCAUGGAGCCCAUGUGGAAUCCAGCGGCAGAGGCACAAGCUGUCGAUCGAAUUUAUCGAAUCGGGCAGACGCGACCAGUCUUGGUAAAAAGGUAUCAGAUGAAAGACAGCAUCGAGAGAAAGAUCGUCGAGCUGCAGAAGCGCAAGCAGCAGUUGGCAGACGUGUCUUUAAACCAGAAUCACAGGCAGCUCAGCAAAAAGGAGGUGCGAGAACAACAUAUGAAGGAGAUUUUGGCUCUUUUCAAGUAG